CGAAAAACAGUUUUGGACAAGCGCUUUAAGAUUUAAAAAAGUGUAAAAAUUUGUGGCUUCGUUUAUGUUAACGCUUUAAUGCAUUAUAGUACAUAAAGAAAAGUUGUUCAUUAUAUAAAGAAAUGACUUCUGUUAAAAUUAAUGAAGAAACUAUGAAAGGCUUCAACAGACGUGGAGCGAUUAGAGAAAAAAAUGUUUUUGAAGUAAAAGAUCAUAAGUUUGUGCCCAAGUUUUUCACAUCUCCUACUUUUUGCGCACACUGCAAAGACUUCAUUUGGGGCAUAGUAGGAAAUAAUGGCUUUCAAUGCAAAGUGUGUAGUUUUGGUGUUCACAAGCGGUGCCAUGAGUAUGUUUCAUUUAAGUGUCCUGGUGCAGAUACUGGACCUGAAUCAGAUGCUCCUCAAAAUCCUCAUAAGUUCAAAGUUCACACAUAUUCUAGUCCUACCUUUUGUGACCAUUGUGGAACACUGUUGUAUGGUUUAUUUCACCAAGGGUUAAAAUGCGGAGCCUGUGACAUGAAUGUUCACAAGCGAUGUGAGAAAUCAGGCUGUAUACCAAAGUUAUGUGGAGCUGAUCACACUGAAAAGCGUGGAAGAAUUCGUUUAAAAAUAAAUUUUUCUCAAAAAGGGGAAGAAGGUGCCUUGACUAUAGACAUUUUUGAAGCCAAAAAUCUUAUUCCGAUGGAUCCAAAUGGUCAAUCUGAUCCUUAUGUAAAAUUAAAGUUGCUACCUGAUACAACACAAAACAAGCAAAAAACAAAGACCAUUCGCAAGUGCUUGAACCCUGUGUGGAACGAAAAAUUUGUUUAUAAAAUCGGACCAAACGAUAAAGACAAAAGAUUAUGUAUUGAAGUAUGGGACUGGGACCUAGCAACAUCAAAUGAUUUUAUGGGAUCUAUGUCAUUUGGAGUUAGUGAGCUAAUGAAAGAUGAAGUUGAUGGUUGGUAUAAACUUUUAAAUGCAGAAGAAGGUGAGUACUACAAUGUUCCCAUUCAAGAUGAUGCUGCAGUUGCUGCUUUAGCUAAAAAGUUUAAGUUUAUGGAUCCAGAGGAGCUUGAUAAACGACAGCAAGUGUUACCUGAACAAAAGGAAAUUAUUACUGAUGAAGUUAAUUCUGCCUUAAAAGAGCAUUGGAAGUUAGAAGAUUUUACAUUCUUAAAAGUUAUUGGAAAAGGAAGUUUUGGAAAGGUUAUGUUAGCUGAAAAGAAAGGUUCAGAUAAAGUUUAUGCCAUUAAAAUUUUAAAGAAAGAUGUUGUUCUCCAAAAUGAUGACCUUGAAUGUGUUUUGACUGAAAAAAGAGUAUUAGCUUUACAAGGAAAACCAACUUUUUUGACAGCUCUUCAUUCAUGUUUUACAACAGUGGAUCGCUUAUAUUUUGUUAUGGAAUUUGUCAACGGAGGAGAUUUAAUGUUUCACAUUCAACAAGUAGGAAAGUUCAAAGAACCUCAAGCUGUGUUUUAUGCAGCUGAAAUAGUUGAGGGGUUAUUAUUUCUGCACAAACGUGGAAUAAUUUAUCGGGAUUUAAAAUUAGACAAUGUAAUGCUUGACCAAAGUGGUCAUAUCAAAAUAGCAGACUUUGGAAUGUGCAAAGAAAACAUAUUUCCUCCAAAAACAACUCGCACAUUUUGUGGUACCCCUGACUACAUUGCGCCAGAGAUUAUUGCAUACCAACCUUACAAUGCUUCUGUCGACUGGUGGGCUCUAGGAGUUUUGAUUUAUGAAAUGUUAGCAGGACAGCCUCCUUUUGAUGGUGAGGAUGAAGACGAGUUAUUCAAUUCUGUUCUGGAACAAACUGUUUCAUUUCCAAGAUCUCUGUCUAAAGAAGCAAUUUCUAUAAUAAAAGGAUUCUUGACAAAAAAUCCAAGUCGCAGGCUGGGAUCUGGUGACACUGGAGAACAAGAUAUUCGUGAUCACGCAUUUUUUAAAUAUAUUGAUUGGAUAAAAUUAUUCAAGAUGGAAGUACAGCCUCCUUUUAAACCUAAAGUUAAAUCUAAACGAUCUCAUGAUAAUUUCGAUACGGAAUUUACGGAUGAAGCGACUCGCUUAACGCCAGUAGAUAGAAAUUUUAUUCAGCAAAUAGAUCAAAGAGCUUUCGAAAAUUUUUCUUUUGUCAACACCAACUUUCCAAUACAAUAAAUCUUUUCAAAGUUUAUACAUGCCGUUAAGUUGCCCAGGCUUUUUUCCUAGAGAUGACCAAUAUGAUAUCUGAAUAUUAAACUCGAAAGUUUCCCUUAAUAGAAAAAAAUACUGAAUUAAAUAGGUAUUUUC
Hydra vulgaris (swiftwater hydra) is the source of this 2267-nucleotide messenger RNA. Its product is annotated as protein kinase C beta type-like. Gene Ontology annotation, cellular component: cytoplasm; nucleus. Lineage: Eukaryota; Metazoa; Cnidaria; Hydrozoa; Anthoathecata; Hydridae. Gene Ontology annotation, biological process: protein phosphorylation. Gene Ontology annotation, molecular function: zinc ion binding; diacylglycerol-dependent serine/threonine kinase activity; ATP binding. The record is from RefSeq and is marked provisional.